GAACGAUUUGCUCCACGGCUCAAGUAUCAUCUUCUUCCUCUUCUUCCCUGUAAACUGGUGGCUGGAGCAUUGGGUUAGGGUUUAUUUUCUCAUCGCUUAUCCUCAUUGGGGCUCUAUCCCCCUCUCACUCCCUCGUCUUUGGACUUCCUAAACCCUGAAGUUCGUAUAAACGAAGAUUUUGAUGGGAUUUUGUUUGCUUUUUGUGGGUUUUCUUUGAACAUUAUAAUCUGUAUUGGAUGGAUAUGGUUCUAUAGUUUAGAAGAAAGAUGGCUUUUUGGUGUCGGAUUAGAUACUCUAGGCUCAAUAGCCUAUCCUCUCGAUGGAAGAGAUGUUACUUUCAGGCUCCUGACGUUAGGUUGGCAAAUUACAUAUCUGGAAGGAACAUAACCCAGGUUUCAAGGAGAACUGAUUCCUUUUUCCGGCAUAGAUCGGGCGAGCUGUACGACACUGUUCGGUUUUUCGCGGCACCUGUCCAGGCUAAAUCUAAGGUGGAAGUGAAAGACUCUGGUGGGCCUAGGAUUAAUGGCCAGAUUACUGCUGAAUUUAUUAGGCUCGUCAUGGAUGAAGGGCAUGCAAUUGUCUCGAGGCGUGAGGCUCUAGAACGUGCAAGGAAGCUCAAGCUUGAUUUAGUUGAGGUUCAAAGAAAUGCAAAACCACCUGUCUGUAAAAUCAUGGACUUCCAUAGAGAGAAGUAUAAACAACAAGUAAAGGAAAAAGACAAAUCAAAAACCAAGUCCGAGGUGACUCUGCGCAAAGGAGAUUGCAAAGAAGUACGCUUUUCAGGAAAAACUGAACAAAAAGACCUUCAGAUGAAGGCAGACACAGUGAAGAGGUUGAUGGAACGCGGCUAUCGCGUAAAGUGUAUGGUCAUGGGCACAGAAGACCAAGAUCUGGGGGGAUUAUUAUCUCGUCUAUCAUCUUUGAUAGAAGAAUUUUCCAUUGUGGAAAGUGGACCACGGGUGGAAAAAAGGCAAGCAUAUGUUAUAGUCAGGCAUAUCAAGUUUGGCCCCUCGAAGAAAGGCCCCAGCAAAAAAGCUACCAAAGCUGUGGGAACUACUGGCAAUGAGGUUCCAAAGGCAACUACAUUACCACCGACUCUCAAUAGUGCCAACUCAAUUCCAAGUGCUCAGCACAUUGAGGAUAAACCCUCUGAAUCUGGUCUAGAAACUGAGGAUGAGUUCGUUAUUGAUGAAGCAGACUCAUCUAUAGACAGUCCAAUGGAAGCAGCUGAUGGAGAUAAUAAAGCAAACAAUGCGGCUUGGUCAGUUUUUAAUAAUAAUGAUGAGUUUGCAAAAGUGUUUGACUUUGACAAUAAUAGGAAUGGGGUUGGUUCAAGUUCUGCCGAUGUACAAAUGGAUGGUGCAGCAGUAACAAUCUCCCAACGAGAAAAUGUUGACAGUGUAGUCUUGCAUCCCAAGCCAGUACCUGGAACCAUGAAAGCAGCUGAGCCAUCGCUUGGUGGUGAGAAUACAUGCAGAAAUAGCGAUCCUGUGAGCAGGCUUCAGCCAAGCUCAAUACAGAGUUCCUCACCUGAGAGUAACCUGUUCUCUGAACUGUCAGAGUUUUCUUCAUCAGGUGAAAGUGGCCAUGUUAACAGGGGCUCAGGUGGAAUGGACUUGGGGAGGGUAGGGUCACAGUUUCCAAUUCAAGGAAAUCAAGGCAGGCAGCGACAAACAGUUUUGAAUGUUUCUCCAUCAGCAGAACAAAAACAAUUUGGAAUUGAGGCCUCAUUGAGAAAAGUGCAGCGUCCUUCCACAGAUGAGACUCAAAAGCAUAUGGACUUGGGGAGAGUAGGGUCACAGUUUCCAAUUCAAGGAAAUCAAGGAAGGCAGCGACAAACAGUUUUGAAUGUUUCUCCAUCAGCAGAACAGAAACAAUUUGGAAUUGAUGGCUCAUUGAAAAAAGUGCAGUGUCCUUCCACAGAUGAGACUCAAAAGCAUGGUCCUUCUCAACCUUCUCCAACUUCCCCAGCAUCAAGUUAUGGCAUUUUUAGUACUCCAGAGCCUACUACACCUCGCAAGGAGAAUGCAGGAAUGGAAGGGAACAGGGAUAAGGAAAGAAACUCCUUUGAUGCCAAAAAGAGUCAACAUUUAAGUGGGAUUGCUUCUGAUCCAAAGCCAUCUACGUCACAUGCUGAGAGCAGGCAAAGGCCGGAUGUCAGUACAUCACAACCAGGGGGAUGGGGAAUAUUCAGCAGGGAAGGCUCUGGUGGGAACAACAGUAGGGUUUCUGAUAAUGAAAAUAGAGUGCAAAGAUAAUCUCAAUUGCAAAAAUGGUAAGUUGGGUCUGUUUUUUUAUGUGGCACCAGCCUUCCAGGUGCAUUAUUCCUUGGUUGAGCAACUGUCAAAAAUGUACUUCUAAAGUUAUCACUGAACGUCAAUAUUAAUGCUGUGUAGUAGGGUUUCAAGGGCUGCGGAAGUUUUCUGAUGAUUCCGCAGCAAUUUUUCAUUUGUUAUUUAUUGUUAUA
This is a messenger RNA of Telopea speciosissima, 2467 nucleotides long. RefSeq names its product translation initiation factor IF3-1, mitochondrial. Lineage: Eukaryota; Viridiplantae; Streptophyta; Magnoliopsida; Proteales; Proteaceae. The transcript is spliced from 8 exons. Gene Ontology annotation, molecular function: translation initiation factor activity; ribosome binding. The record is from RefSeq and is a predicted model, not a curated record. Bases 267 to 2258 code for a protein of 663 amino acids. Gene Ontology annotation, biological process: translational initiation; ribosome disassembly.